UAAGCUUCUAAUCCUGCGAGAGACUAGAGUGAGCUUCGUACCAAUCUUAUCUUCUACGUUUCGCGCGUCUAAUACGGGAAUCUGGCCAAUUUCCUUCCGUUCCAACUUCAAACGCGGCGGCGCGUCGCUCGGCUUCACCGGAGGUGAUCGAGUCGGUGCAUACGAUGGUGAGGUUCGACAGGAAACGAGUGAGCCAGAUGGUUGUAGGCAUUGGCGGGAACGGUGUGGGCCAAGUUUUGGUCGCCGUCGCGGCGGCUUUCCUCGUCCGGUUUAUCUCCGGACCAGAACCUGCUCUUCCGCCGGAACAUGAAAUCGAGCUCGAGGACGGGGAGAAGGAAGACGGAGACGUUCAGGUAGAUGAAGAAGAAGCUCCAGCAUCCGGGAAAGUCACUCCGGUGACAAUCCGGUGGCGCAACAUCUCGUGCUCUCUCUCUGAUAAAUCCGCCAAAUCAGUGCGAUUUCUGCUUAAGAAUGUCAGCGGACAAGCGAAACCCGGAAGAUUAUUGGCAAUAAUGGGACCGUCGGGUUCAGGAAAAACAACGUUGCUCAAUAUUCUGGCGGGUCAGCUAGCGGCUUCGUCACGGUUACAUCUCUCAGGCACAAUAGAUUUCAAUGGAAAGCCUGAUUCAAAUAAGAGAGCUUACAGGUUUGCUUAUGUGAGACAGGAGGACCUCUUUUUCUCACAGCUUACUGUGCGAGAGACAUUGAAUCUUGCUGCUGAACUUCAGCUUACUGAGAUAUCUUCCGUAGAAGAGAGGGAAGAAUAUGUGAACAAUCUGCUCUUGAAACUAGGUUUGGUCAACUGUGCGGAAUCAUGUGUGGGUGAUGCAAGAGUUCGUGGCGUCAGUGGGGGUGAAAAGAAACGUUUGUCUCUAGCAUGUGAACUGAUUGCGAGCCCAUCUAUUAUAUUUGCUGAUGAACCCACAACUGGACUUGAUGCAUUCCAGGCAGAAAAAGUAGUGGAGACACUUCAGCAACUUGCUAAGGAUGGACAUACUGUAAUCUGCUCGAUACAUCAACCUAGAGGUUCUGUGUAUGCUAAAUUUGAUGAUAUUGUAUUGCUGACAGAGGGUGCUCUUGUAUAUGCCGGUCCUGCUCAUGAGGAACCUUUGGAAUACUUCUCUAAAUUUGGGUAUAUUUGCCCCGACCAUGUGAAUCCUGCUGAGUUUCUGGCAGAUCUUAUAUCAAUAGACUAUAGUUCUGCAGAUAGUGUGUACUCCUCUCAGAAGAGGAUCUAUGGUCUUGUUGAGUCAUUCUCACGAUAUUCUUCAACAAUUUUGUACGCAACCCCAAUUGAGAAAAGGCAAAUCUCGGCUAGUAUGAAAUUCAGGAAAAGUAAGCCUCUGAAGAAAGGAUGCUGGUGGAGGCAAUUCUGCUUGCUUCUCAAGCGUGCAUGGAUGCAGAUUUGGGAAGUUCUGCAGUAUUGUCACUGUUGAAUCUUUUGCUGCGUCUGCUAUGGGUCUCACUGUAGGGGCUAUGGUUCCUAGCACAGAAGCAGCGAUGGCAGUAGGACCCUCGCUCAUGACAGUUUUUAUUGUAUUUGGUGGCUAUUAUGUCAAUGCAGACAACACACCCAUUAUCUUUCGUUGGAUUCCUAGUGUUUCUCUUAUAAGAUGGGCCUUCCAAGGGCUUUGCAUCAAUGAGUUUAAAGGUCUUCAAUUUGAUUGUCAGCAUUCAUUUGAUAUUCAAACUGGAGAACAGGCACUUGAACGUCUCUCUUUUGGUCGAAGCCGCAUUACGGAUACAUUGAUUGCUCAAAGUAGAAUACUUAUUUUCUGGUAUUACACCACUUACCUUCUCCUAGAAAAAAACAAGCCCAAAUACCAGCAGCUUGAGCCACCGCCUCUUAACGAAAUACUGUCGGAUCUGCAAAUCGAAUCAUUUGAUAUUGACAACACAGACAAAACCCAGCCUGAGGAAGACCUACAAAUCGAAUCCGUCGAUAAUGACAACAUGGAAGAAACGCAGCCUGAGGCACUCCCGUCUCUUGAUCAAGUUGAAUCAAAGGACGACGGUUUUGAAACACCUCCAAUUGAUCAAAUCCGACCAUUUAUCCUAGAAGGUGCUAAGUAAGGAGAUGUCAUGGCAAUAAAAGGAGGGCCUGUAGGCUGUAGGCUUACUUAAGUUAACUAAUAAGCUGUUGUAGGUGUAGAAUGUGACAAUGCAGUUAUUUUGCAUUCAAUGCUUAAAUUGAGUUAUGAAUUUAAUGUGUAAUAAUAAUUUUGAUGAGGUUUCCAUUUUGGAGAGGAUGAAGGAUGACUUGUGGUUACAGAGCA
This is a messenger RNA of Momordica charantia (bitter melon), 2276 nucleotides long. The record is from RefSeq and is a predicted model, not a curated record. NCBI's taxonomy places the organism in Eukaryota, Viridiplantae, Streptophyta, Magnoliopsida, Cucurbitales, Cucurbitaceae.